AGUAAUAUCAGUCAAUUAUUUAGUUAUCACAACUUUAUAAAGCUAUAUAUAUAUAUAUAGUAUAAAUACAUAUCCAAUAUAUAAGUUCAUGAGAGAAAACUAGCAGAGAAAAAGACAGAAAGAGACAAGUGAGCUAGCUGAUUAGAAAAAUGGAAUGGAGGAAGUGUUAUUUGGACGUAGUUCUAGUUCCACUGGGAUUUUUAAUGGUCACUUUUUAUCAUAUAUGGUUGUGGCACAAGGUCCGGACUCAACCGGAGAGCACCAUCAUCGGGAUUAAUGCUAGAGGACGUCGUUUCUGGGUUUCCUCUAUUGUAAAGGAUAAUGAUAAGAAAAACAUUCUGGCCGUACAAACACUAAGGAACACAAUCAUGGGAUCAACGUUAAUGGCCACAACAUCGAUACUGCUAUGUUCGGGUCUGGCGGCAGUUAUAAGCAGCACAUACAGCGUGAAGAAGCCACUAAACGACACCGUUUACGGGGCACACGGGGAGUUCAUGGUAGCCCUCAAAUACGUGACCCUUCUUACAAUCUUUCUAUUCUCUUUCCUUUGCCAUUCCCUCUCCAUCAGGUUCAUCAAUCAGGUCAACAUCUUGAUCAACACUCCACAAGAAGACACGUCACCGGUCACCCCUUCCUACAUUGCUGAGCUUUUGGAGAGAGGUUACAUGCUCAACACUAUAGGGAACCGCCUCUUCUACGCUGCCCUACCUCUGCUCUUGUGGAUAUUUGGUCCAGUUCUGGUUUUCCUAUGUUCCGCUACGUUGGUUCCGGUUCUCUACAAUCUUGACUUUGUAUUCCCAACUACAAAUAAUAAUAGUCGUAGUAGUACUAGUGAUGAUGAUCAUCAUCAUGAACAAAAGGGGAAAGUUAUUAAUGUUAGGGACUUCAUCGUGUAAGAGAACAAUCCAUAUAUAUAUAUAUAUAUAUAUAUAUAUAGAGAGAGAGAGAGAGAGAGAACUUACAUAUAUAAUUAAUGAUUGAAUAAUAAAAGAGAAAAUAAAAUAGUUAUCACGAGUUUAAGUGAUUAA
Messenger RNA from Humulus lupulus (European hop), 1028 nucleotides. RefSeq lists its product as uncharacterized. The record is from RefSeq and is a predicted model, not a curated record. The transcript has 2 exons. The coding region runs from base 150 to 896 and encodes 248 amino acids. Lineage: Eukaryota; Viridiplantae; Streptophyta; Magnoliopsida; Rosales; Cannabaceae.